Messenger RNA from Thermothielavioides terrestris NRRL 8126, 3369 nucleotides. RefSeq lists its product as uncharacterized. The record is from RefSeq and is a predicted model, not a curated record. The transcript is spliced from 4 exons. The coding region runs from base 1 to 3369 and encodes 1122 amino acids. NCBI's taxonomy places the organism in Eukaryota, Fungi, Ascomycota, Sordariomycetes, Sordariales, Chaetomiaceae.
AUGGACCCGCGGCAGCCAUCGCAACACCCGUUUUCGCGGAACGGUGCCUCGCCGUUCAGCAGGCCGUCCUUUGGGCCUGCUUCCGCUUCGGGUCCGCCUCCGCCUCCGCCGACCUCGCAGUCGCCCUACCCGCCCGGCCCAUCGCACCCUCCGGCCAACGCCGCUCCGUACUCCGACAUGCACUCGCGCAAGCCGUCCGAUCCGCCGCCGUACUACCCACCUUCCCGACAAUACCCCCCCGAGCACGGGCCGAGCGCCAUGGCAACCUCGACACAUUCUCGCCAUCAGAGCGCGUCGUCAAUCACAUCCGGGCCCCCCAUUGCUCGCGCCAUGCCUCCCCCCAACUCACCGCCCCAGCCGCAACAGCACCAGAGUCAGGGACCCAGUGCCCAUCAGCUCGGCCCACCCUAUGGCCUGCCACAGCCUCGGCCGCCGCCCCCGGCCGCGCCUCAAUACCAUCCGGGGCCAUCUUCCGGUGCCCCGGGCCCGCCGUACAGCCAGUCCUUACACGCGUCACCUCGGACGCAAGCGACAACUACGUCCGAGUACGCUGCCUACCGGCGACCCCAGACUCCCGAACAUCGCAGGUCGUACGAAAGCCGAGACCCGAGAGCGUCUGCCGUUGCAUCGCCUCCCCCAUACCAUUCAACCCCUGAAGUGCCGCGGUACGGGACUCCACAGACGUAUCCGCAGAGAGCUCCCCCUCCCCCGUUGCCCACCGCAGAACAAGGGCGGGAGCCUGCUCGCAUGCCUGGCAGCACGGUGCCUCCCAGGCCGAUUAGCCCGCCGAGGGCCUACUCAAACGUCGGCCCGCCGCGACCGGCCGAACCGGGCAGGGCGCCAAGUGAGAUGUACGUGCACAGGGAGGAGCUGCGGCCAUCGGAAGAAUAUAAUCCGGAGCGCCCCAUCAGGGCGGUCAAGUAUGAGGAGCAGAGGUACAUUUCGGACCGAGAGCGGCAGGACCGGGAACGGCAGGACCGGGAAAUGGAGCUUCGAGCCAUGGGCGGGGGCGAGCCGCCUCGAGCCCCGGGGAUCCCUCAACCCGAGUACGCGCGACAAGCGGAACAACGGGCGCAUCAGUACGGCCGCCCUCCGGACCCUAGAGACCAGGGCCACUGGCCGAGACCCGGCUAUGAGCCGGCACGGGCACCCUACGACCCCGCCAUGCACCCUCCGAGACAUCAAGACUACCCGCCGAGCACAGCAUCCCACUACAACGGGCCGCAUCUCUAUCCCUCGGGGCCGGCCGAUCGCCAUCACGCGCCUCCGCAUUCUCACCACCAACCGAGCCUCCCUCCCCCGGGUCCAGCACACGCGCAACCCUAUGACUCCCCGGAUCGGCAGCGUGCCAGCGCAAUGCACGUGGAUCGCCACCUUCCGCAGCACCCUCAACGUAGCCAGGAAGAGGCUGCCGUACCUCCCCCGUCCGUUGCAUACGGUGGUGCGGCAUCUUCAACGUACGAACCGUCGCGCAACCGAAGUGUCGAGGAGGUCGGCACUCCGCAUGGUCACCAGCGAAAUCUACUGGGAAUCCAGGAGAUCAACCGCAAGGGGCGCAUUUCUCCUCUGCCGCAGGCCGUACAAGGGGCCCAGCCCCAGCUGGCGGGCCCCGCCUCUGAGCCGGGGAUCAAGAGCGAGUUUGGGCGCAUGUUCUCCGGCAUAGGAACCGGUGUCGGCAACCUCUCAAGCCCCGUUCCUGCGGGCGCCCAGCUUGCGUAUGGUCCGGCAGGCGCGCUUCGCCGUGAGGACUUGGAUGGCGGCCCUCCCGAGCUACCGGUCGAAGUUGUGAAGGCGACGGCUCGCGGCAAGCGGAGGAAGUUGAAAGAGGAGGACGAAGAGGGUAGUACCGGCAGGCAAACGCCUGUGGGGAGUCGGGUGAAAAAGGCCAAGUCACAUGCGCACCACCAUCAUCAUCACCAUCAUCACCACCAUCAUCACAAUAUGGAGCCGGUUGCAUCGCCCGCCCUUGCCGGAAAUGCUCAGUUUAGGAACGAUGUUCCGGCCGAACACCAACAUCACCAUCAGCAUCUUCCGGCCCCUCGCCCGGGUCCGUCGAAUGCCAGACCCGCCCCGCCACCUCGGAGCCCGUCUCCUGUUGUUCUUCCCAAACCGAAACAAAUCGUCACCUCGAAGGCUGUCCUGGACAGCGUGGCGGACCGCCCGCGCACCCAUCUAGGCGAUGUCGUGUACGAGCCGAUUCUCAAACGGGCAAGACUGCAGGAUCCGCGGACCGGACGGCCGCCGCGUAGUGGGUACAAGUCGACGCCGAAGCCGCUGCCAUGGGACCUGAUCGAGGGCAAAGAGAACUGCACGUUGACAAUGAAGAUCGGCAAGGAGCACCUCACGCCUGCCGCGCGAGAGGAGAUCACGUCGAGGCGGGCACUCUGGGGCACAGACGUGUACACCGACGACUCGGACGUGAUCGCCGCGUGCAUCCACGCCGGCUGGAUCAGGGGCGAGUGGCCCGAGGACGUGGACGUGAGCAUGCUGGGCCUCGACGAGGGCUACAGCGUGUCCGAUAUGCCACAGCUGCUGAAUGCGCGCGGAAGUGGCGCCAAGGACUCAAAACCCGGCACGUCCCAACCUUCCCAGUCGUCCUUGAUGGUCUUGACCGAACCGCCGAAGAGCGGCCCGAUGCAGGUCCCGGCGAACCGCGACCUGCACGUCACGCUGCUCAUCCUCCCGCGCCUGGAGAAAUACGCUUCGACCACCCGCUUCGGCAUCAAGUCCCGUGAGUUCGGCGGUGUUGUCGGCGGCGAGGCUGGAGAACCACGGCAUCGCGCCGUCCACGACGGCAUCAGCUUUAUGGUGAUUGGUCUGCGGUGGGUCACCAACGGAGCCGCGCUGCAGGGGCGCCUCCGAGGCAAAGCGAGACGUGAACGCAUGCGUAAGGUACUGGCGGAAAUCGAGAAGACGCCGGCGUGGAUCAGCAGCCAGCCGACGGGGGCGAGCGGCGGCGAGAACGACAAUUCGAUGGGCUGGUGGAAGCAGAGCAUCAGCAAGCCGCCGAGCGAGGGCGACAAGGAAAACCAGAACCGGCGGGGGCCGGCGGGCGACCGGCCGCAACAUCAGCAGGAGCAGCAGGAACAACAGGAACAGCAGAAGGUUGAGGCUCACAACCGUGAAGCUCAGGACGGCCAUCAAGGGGCAAACGCACCAACGGAGGGCGGGGCCGAGGCUCGCAAGGCGGGAGAUUCCACCGUCGAAAAGGACCCUCGCCAGGGAGCACAGGGAGACGAUGGUAAUGCCCAGAACGAGCCGGAUGCGACCCCGGCUGAGAAGGGUGCAGCCGAGAAGGGCGAAGUUGAGAAGGUUGAGGCGAAGAACGUGGAGGCGGAGAAAGAGGCCGGCACCGGUCAACCGGAGUAG